This is a messenger RNA of Tarenaya hassleriana, 706 nucleotides long. RefSeq names its product ethylene-responsive transcription factor ERF022. Gene Ontology annotation, molecular function: DNA-binding transcription factor activity; DNA binding. The record is from RefSeq and is a predicted model, not a curated record. The transcript has a single exon. Gene Ontology annotation, biological process: regulation of DNA-templated transcription. Lineage: Eukaryota; Viridiplantae; Streptophyta; Magnoliopsida; Brassicales; Cleomaceae. The coding region runs from base 55 to 621 and encodes 188 amino acids.
UCGAUCGAGCCAUUAUAUUAUUUACAAAGAGCCACGUAUUAUUCUAAAAGCUUGAUGGAGAACUGUCACGCUGGUCAACAAGUUCAGAGCUUCACAGUUGACCAAGUAUCCUACAGAGGCGUGCGCAGAAGAAAAUGGGGCAAGUGGGUCUCGGAGAUCAGAGAACCUGGCAAGAAAACACGGAUUUGGCUCGGCAGCUAUGACACGGCCGAGAUGGCGGCGGCCGCCUACGACGCUGCGGCGGUCCACCUCCGUGGCCAAGGGCCCCACCUCAACUUCCCUGAUCUCGCCGGAAGUCUUCCCCGGCCGGAGAGUUCUGCCGCUGAGCACGUUCAGGCCGCUGCUCAGGCUGCCGCAAUGAUGGUGAAGUCCGGUCGGUUUCCGGGUACGAGUCCGGUUACGGACGAGACCGGGCUUUGUUCGGGUCUUGGACCGGUUCGGGUUGGGCUGUCGGAUGCUCAGAUUCAGGCGAUAAAUGAGUUUCCGUUGGAUUCGCCGAAGAUGUGGUGCAUGGGCUUGGACUCGGUCCACGUGAACGAUGAAGAAGAGCCGUACGGACAGUUUUUUGGUUACGACAGAGAAGACUACGUUGAGAUGCAGCUUCAGUCGAUUUGGGAUUAAUGAUUAAAGAGCUUAUGCGUUUUUUGGACCGAUAAACUAUGGUUUUAUUAUUAUUUAAUGAAGAUCAUCGUUUACCAACCCAAAA